AUGAGUGACAAGGCUUCAGGAGAGUUGGCUGUCCCGUUGCUUCACGAGAGCACGGGACAGAACGGCAAACAUGCGAAGAAGAAGAAGGGCAGACGGCGGUCGGUUUUCCAGCACAGCUCGCCGGACGAUGGCUGCGACGGCGGCCCGACCGGCCCGGCUGUGUACGCGAAGGAUUUCGGCAAGCCGGAGGUGUGGGGCAUGCUGCAUGACUCGGACGAGGAUUCAACCAUGGGGCGGCGCGCCUCCGGCGGUGCGGGAGCGUCGUUCAUCGACCACCGGCAGUCCAUGGCGGUGAUGGAUGCGGCGGCGUCAUCGCAGAACGCAGCAUCGGGCUGCAUGAACUCCAUCUGGCGGCGGCCGAGCACGAUGCCGCGGAACAGCACGCCUGGCGCGAUGAGCAUGGAGGGCACUGCGCGACAGGGACGCGAAACAAGCUUCCGCGACCCGUUCGGGGCCCACAGCCAGGACGAUUCGCGGCCGCGGAGGCGCCGGCACUCCUCCAAGGCAUCGCUGCGCGACCCCGAGCGGGCUGCUGGUGGUCAGGACUACGGCUCCCUCUCCACUUUUCCGGACAAGCUGAGCCAGAGCCCUUUAGCGCGCGACAGGCGUGCUGACGUGGUGAUCGACAUGGACAAGCUGAUGGAGCAUGUUAAGAUGAAGCGGGAACAGGAACAGCUGCGCGACCCUUUCUCGUCCGAUGCACACUCGGAUAGGCCCUCGGACGAGUAUAACUCCCAGCCUUCUUCUCGGCGGUCGAGCGAGUCUUCCUCUCUGGACGAUGUUUGUCUUCCCAUAGAUGAGGUGGACGAGGAUGGCUAUAAAGAAUGGCCUGACGUAAGCGUUUUAGAAGAGUUUUCUAAAGAAGAGAUCCAGCGGCUGAAGCGUGAGGCCCUCAGCGACGCUGAGGAUUUUCACUUCCGGUACGAGGACGAGGACGAUGACGACACCGCAGACUCGAUGCAGAAUAACGGAAUCGCUUUUCUACAUCCUAUUAUUACAAACAUCGAUAUGCCGGAAUUGGGUAAUACUCGGGUCAACGAGACGGAACAACUGCGGAAAGGUCGGUUACGUCCUAAGAAACUGACCCCAUGGCAUUUGAAGCGUGGGAGUUUCGAUCUUCCCGGGUUGAAUGCUGCCGGUAAGCCAACCACCCGUGAUUUGUCUGGGCAUGGAAGAGGCGAUCUUCUGGCCGGCAGAAACAUCAAGUACCCGCCCCAUAUCAUUUCAAAUAACCCAGAGACAUUUAGGUUCACCUACUUUCGUGAAGAUCUGGACUCGACGAUACAUUCACCAACUAUUUCCGGUCUGCUACAACCGGGUCAGAGGUUUGAGGAGCUAUUCGUUGGCAGUGUCUACUCUAAUAGUGGCGGCGACCGCGCAGGCUCCAACAACGCCAAUGGGACUGCCGCAGUCUCACAUGCACCCGGCAACAUCAACCCCAAUGUACACGGUGCUCCCAGUAACGCGAAUCUAGCCAACCUUGGUGCACCUGCGAACAAUGAGAACAGCACACAGCACGCUCCGAAUCAUCCCUCGGUGGCUGCGGCGGGAAUGAACGCGGGGACGGGCAGCGGCACUCCCGUUGAGACCCAAGCCUCAACUCCGGUUCAGCCGGCGAGCACCGCGCAGCAAUCCGGCAGCUGGGACAUGCCUGACCCGCAACCGUUUUGGCUGGACGUGCUCAAUCCCACCGAGGAAGAAAUGAAGGUCUUGAGUAAGGCCUUCGGCAUUCAUCCGCUAACUACGGAGGAUAUCUUCCUGGGAGAAGUGCGGGAAAAAGUCGAACUCUUCAGGGACUAUUAUUUGGUUUGUUUUAGGUCUUUUGAUAUUGUCGCAGAGCGGUCAACAAGAAAAAAGAAGCGCCAGCAACAAUUUCAGGAAAAUGCAGGCAGCGGCGCGGAAGAGUCAAGUGCCGAAGAGGACAGCAAGGCUGGGUGGUUUUCUCGGUUCAGGAAGAUGCGCAGGAGGUCUUCUGCGAAAAACGCCGCGGGAAGCAGCACCUCCAGCUACCAAAGGCGCAUCAAAAAAAAGAUAGAGGAAAACGAAAAGUACAAGAAAAAGUCCGGCGACCGGCGGAAGCCAAGGGACGGCGAGUUGGAGCCAUUGAACGUCUACAUCAUUGUCUUCCGCACCGGCGUCCUAACCUUCCACUUUGCGCCCACCCCGCAUCCGAUCAACGUCCGCCGCAGAGCGAGACUGCUAAAAGACUACCUCAAUGUGACCGCUGACUGGAUCGCAUAUGCGCUGAUUGACGAUAUCACGGACGCGUUCGCCCCAAUGAUAGAGCUCAUAGAGGACGAGGUCUACGAUAUCGAGGACGCGAUCCUCAACAUGCACCAUAUCGACGAUUCCUCUGACGACGACAGCGACGCAGAGGAUUGCUCCGACGACGACGGCAGCUUCCCGUUUGACCGCCACUCCCGCAGCACCGCCUUCAGCCGCGGCAGCAAGAGCACCGGCACCUCGCGCUCGUCCUCCAGCACUGAGUCCACCAUAAACGCCAACAUCAUGGGCUGGAAAAAAAAGGGUGACAUGCUCCGGCGCAUCGGCGAGUGCCGCAAACGCGUGAUGAGCGUCAUCCGCCUGCUGGGCUCCAAGGCUGAUGUCAUCAAGGGUUUCGCAAAGCGCUGCAACGAACAGUGGGAGGUCGCGCCGCGCUCGGAAAUCGGCAUGUAUCUGGGCGACAUCCAGGACCACAUCAUCACCAUGGUUGCUUCCCUUAAUCACUACGAGAAACUGCUCAGCCGCUCCCACUCCAACUACCUGGCCCAGAUUAACAUCGACAUGACGAAGGUCAACAACGACAUGAACGACGUUCUCGGUAAGAUAACCAUUCUGGGCGCCAUAGUCAUGCCUAUGAAUAUCAUCACUGGUCUCUGGGGCAUGAACGUCAUCGUGCCUGGCCAGCAGCAGGACUCUUUGACGUGGUUCGUCAGCAUUGCGCUCUCGAUGCUGAUCCUUGCCUACAUUGCUUACACAUACAUGCGCCGGAGGUUUGGGUUUUAG
Messenger RNA from Eremothecium gossypii ATCC 10895, 3006 nucleotides. RefSeq names its product putative Mg(2+) transporter MNR2 (gene MNR2). Gene Ontology annotation, cellular component: plasma membrane. Gene Ontology annotation, biological process: intracellular magnesium ion homeostasis; magnesium ion transmembrane transport. The record is from RefSeq and is marked provisional. The transcript has a single exon. Bases 1 to 3006 code for a protein of 1001 amino acids. Lineage: Eukaryota; Fungi; Ascomycota; Saccharomycetes; Saccharomycetales; Saccharomycetaceae. Gene Ontology annotation, molecular function: magnesium ion transmembrane transporter activity.